CACUUGUCAGCCGCAUCACAUGAUAUGACCAAGCAGCUAGCUACUUCCUGUGGAGACUGCUAGCCAACUCACAUCCAGACGGCCGCAGCGAACUGCGAGACUACCGUGUCAUCCAAGAUGCUGGCCCUCAUAAACAGGCUGUUGGACUGGUUCAGGUCCCUGUUUUGGAAGGAGGAGAUGGAGCUGACAUUAGUGGGACUGCAGUACUCCGGGAAAACCACGUUCGUCAACGUGAUUGCGUCAGGCCAGUUCAGCGAAGACAUGAUUCCCACAGUCGGUUUCAACAUGCGGAAGGUCACCAAAGGCAAUGUGACAAUAAAGAUAUGGGACAUAGGAGGACAGCCCCGCUUCAGAAGCAUGUGGGAGCGCUACUGCAGAGGGGUCAAUGCUAUUGUUUACAUGGUGGAUGCAGCAGACAGAGAGAAGAUAGAAGCUUCCAGAAAUGAACUGCACAACCUCUUAGACAAACCACAGCUACAAGGAAUUCCUGUUCUAGUACUGGGCAACAAACGAGACCUUCCCAACGCACUUGAUGAGAAGCAACUCAUCGAAAAAAUGAAUCUAUCUGCCAUUCAAGACCGAGAGAUCUGCUGCUACUCUGUCUCCUGCAAAGAGAAAGACAAUAUAGAUAUCACGUUGCAGUGGCUCAUCCAGCAUUCAAAGUCACGGAGAAGCUGAAAGUGAAGCUUCCCCAGUCGCAGCUGUGGCCUCAGCCCCCCUAAUGGUCAUGGGUCCUCGACAGCCAUCCCUUCCACUGCCUCUGUGAAGUAAUCCAGCUCUAUCUGCUCACUACUGUCACCACCUGCACCACCCACUACACUACCAUAGAUGUGUAGCCCCUGUACAGCACUACCGCCAACCCAACUACGUGGAGUCUUGAAAAGUCGUUUCAGUACUGUGCUAGAAGGUGGAUUGUCCAUACCCAUCAUGCCUUAUCGCCUGUCAUUACGGACAUGCUCUGUGUCUGUGUACGUCAUUUCUCUUUUUAAUGGCUUCGGUCCCUUUGGACGCAAGAGUCUAAUGAUGUUGCAGUGUACUGUUCCGCAGCUACACAAAGAUGGAGCUCCUCGAAUCACACAUUCAAACAUCCGCUCUGUUGCCUGUCAACAUUUGCUGUUUACGUCACAAGGUUGUGAUUGUCGUUUUUAACAGAUAUUUGCCAAACGAUGAUGGUUGCUAGCGCAAUGCCUUCAAUUCCUGAUAAACUCUAAGCAAUGUAGCCCUGCAUUUGAUGUGCAGGCGUGUGGAAGUAUCUCUUUUAUCAAGUGACUUGAAUCAAAGUUUACACGUGACCUAGAGAUGAAUAGAAACUAAGACUGAGUAGCUGUCGUGUCUGAGGCGAAAAUCCUAAGAUAGCUAAGCAGAGUUUUAAGUGCCUUCGGCUCAGUUAGUGUUCCAAUCAGACAGUAAUUGCCCAACGCAACUUCUCACCACUAUUUUAAAUAAACACUUGGUAGAGGCGCAGCAUAAAUCCCUUGAUUACAGUUAACACCACACCUCGACAAUCUCGUCUUAUGUUGUCAUCACGAAUGCAUUAUGAUGUCUGAGAAAAGGCAGGACUGUAAUAACGAUGAAGAAUGAGGUAACGGAUGAAGCGAGGUGAACGAAAGAAUGUUACAUGUUCUGUUGUUGAUCGUUUUGAAUGCUGUUUCACUUGUAGCCUGCGACUCUUAUGUAGCUUGAAAUGCGAGCUAACGUUUGCUUGCACUUCUCAGGUUGUUCAAAGGAUUUUUGAAAAAAAAAAAAAAACGCAGUAUGGGUGUGUCCGAGUGUCUGUUUCAUAAUCUCUUUUUAGUUCGGGUUGGAUAACAGAAAGCCAGUGUUAGUCACGAUGACUGAGCUUAAGGAGAGAGGAAGACAGUCCAUUAGUUCAAAGCGACGGAUGCUUGAUGUCAUCCAUGCCUUGCCACGCCCUCGCCCGAAUCCUGAUGUCUUUUUUGUCGAAGCCUUAGCAGUCCGAGAACAACUCCGCCUCCUCCGAAAGCGACGCAUUGAUUGACACGUCUUUUCCUCUCAGCGACAAGACAAUGAUUUCUCACCGUUGUAUAUUAAUCUGCUCUUUGCUUGGCCAGUGCAUCCUGAUCAAUUACAGUUUUCUUUCCUUUCUAUGUUUGUGUGUCGCUGCGUCAGGACAAGUUUUCCCUUCCAUAAUCACACGCUCUCUGUUAUCUCAUAUGUUGUUCUGUGUCUGUUGGUGAUCGUCGUAAUCCUAAAUGUCGAUUGUUGGGACCACAGCAGCAGUGAGGGGCUGUAAAAUUUGGGUGACUGUGUGGGAAUUUGGGGAAAGCUUUGUUACCUGUGUAAUAAUAUAGCCUAUUUGCAAUUUGUAUGUGCAUGUGCUGAACUUAUUCACAUCCAAUUGCAGACUUUGUAAAUAAGAAGUUAGCAUUUUUAUUCCCACAAAUGCUCCUGUAGAUGUCAUGCAUUCUUUCCCCGUGAUUGCUAAUAAAUUUGUUUUUAUUUUUAAGGAA
This is a messenger RNA of Acanthopagrus latus (yellowfin seabream), 2471 nucleotides long. RefSeq names its product ADP-ribosylation factor-like 8Bb (gene arl8bb). Gene Ontology annotation, biological process: protein transport; anterograde axonal transport. Gene Ontology annotation, cellular component: lysosomal membrane. The record is from RefSeq and is a predicted model, not a curated record. Lineage: Eukaryota; Metazoa; Chordata; Actinopteri; Spariformes; Sparidae. The coding region runs from base 118 to 678 and encodes 186 amino acids. The transcript is spliced from 7 exons. Gene Ontology annotation, molecular function: GTPase activity; GTP binding.